This is a messenger RNA of Eremomyces bilateralis CBS 781.70, 1153 nucleotides long. Its product is annotated as putative rab small monomeric GTPase Rab7. The record is from RefSeq and is a predicted model, not a curated record. Gene Ontology annotation, molecular function: GTP binding; GTPase activity. The transcript is spliced from 7 exons. Gene Ontology annotation, cellular component: phagocytic vesicle; vacuole; late endosome. Gene Ontology annotation, biological process: regulation of vacuole fusion, non-autophagic. The coding region runs from base 174 to 794 and encodes 206 amino acids. Lineage: Eukaryota; Fungi; Ascomycota; Dothideomycetes; Eremomycetales; Eremomycetaceae.
CUUGUCAAACUUAUUCCAAAUAGAGACUAAACAAUAUUGAGACCGAACAUUGAGUUCCUUGAGACGUUCACCUAUCGCGCCGUCCUGUAUCACCCCGUGCAGGAUCCCCGUUGCCGCCUCCAGUCCGCUACCUAUUCCCCUCGAUCCCGACAUCCAUGGUCCAACGAAAAGACAUGGCUUCGCGGAAGAAAGUUCUCUUGAAGGUGAUCAUUCUCGGCGACAGCGGCGUCGGGAAGACCUCGUUGAUGAACCAAUACGUCAACAAGAAGUUCAGCGCCAGCUACAAGGCCACGAUCGGCGCCGAUUUCCUGACGAAAGAGGUCCUGGUCGAUGAUCGGUUGGUGACUAUGCAGAUUUGGGAUACGGCAGGCCAGGAACGCUUUCAGUCGCUUGGCGUAGCGUUCUAUCGAGGGGCCGAUUGCUGUGUGCUCGUGUACGAUGUUAACAAUUCGAAAAGUUUCGACACACUGGACAGCUGGAGGGACGAGUUCUUGAUUCAGGCAAGCCCUAUGGACCCUGAGAGUUUCCCAUUUGUUGUUCUGGGCAAUAAGAUCGACGUCGAGGAGAGCAAACGAACAAUAUCAUCCAAGCGAGCGAUGGCAUUCUGCCAGAGUAAAGGGGGGAUCCCGUACUUCGAAACCAGCGCCAAAGAAGCCAUCAAUGUGGAGCAAGCCUUUGAAGUGAUCGCCCGGCAAGCUCUCGCACAAGAGGAAGCGGGCGACUUCAACUCGGAUUUCCCCGACACCGCCAUUGCACUAAACCUGGAAAGCGAGCGUGACGGAUGUAACUGUUGAUGGAGGGUUCAGCCUAGAGGUACAGAGAGAUGCGGGUGUUCUAUUGACGGGCACCGUUCUUGCGGUACAUGUGAAUUGCGUUCCCUAAAUCAUUGCAUUGGAGUUCUUUUGGGUUACUUUAUACCAGGGAUUUGGAAUUAUCGUCGUCUUUCCCUCCAGCGAGACCUCAUGAGGUGGUUCAGGUUGUAAAUAGUCCGGGCAUAGCUCUAGUGGCUGAAGGGUCAACCGAGAUGUAGGGGAAGGAUACUCAUAAGUGAUAAUAGUCUGAACUAUGGUCCAUCCUUUGAUGAUCUGGAGCCCGGCAUCAUUAAUGUUGGGUGCACGAAUGGUGAUGGUAAAAGCCGCAGCUCUGAUCCAAG